AUGUCCACCACCGCCACUACCGCCACUCCGGCUUCGCUGGUUCAUCAUGAUGGUCCGUUUGAUGCAGCUUCUUCACAUCGGAAUCGACAUGUAGGCUCCAAGAACCCUUCCAGACAAGCUCCCAUGGCAGCUUUCGAUCCUUCAGCCCUAGUCUUUCCACCUAAUCCUCCUAAAAACACCCAAGAACCUAGUCCACACACCUAUCCACCCACCAGAUCAUGCGAUAGUGCGAUGUCUGUCAGUAUGGGAUACCCUGCCGGUACUAUCGCCGCUGAUCCAAAGGCUGCUAGAUUAGCAGAGGCGUUUGGUAUUCAAGGCAGAGAAGCAUGGGAAGAUUUUGCAAGCACCCGUGGGAACGAAGAAUUUGUUAAAAUCAGUCAUGCGGAUCUCUCACCUAAAGGCGGGAGUGAUAGGAAGCCCAGAGGAAGAUCAGAAAGGGAUGCCAAGGCUGCUAGUGUUUGGGAUAUGGAAGCUACUAUGAAAUCGGGAAAACCGGUACCUUCUAGUAUUCCACCAGUUCCAUCUUUACCAAACUUUCCUCGGUCAUUAUCCAAAUCAGACUCGACUAAUCUCGAAACUUCGCCAAAUGUUGGAAACAGUGGUGCCGGAAAUUCGAUGAAACGAUCAAAAUCGUUGAUGCAAAGGAUCAAGAAGGGAGUUCGAUCCCCUCCGUUACCUAAUCGAGCUGAAUAUUAUUCACCUGAGAUGAUGACUGCAGAAGAAGGAGAGAUUGAAGGAUCAAAUAGGAUGUCUAGAAAGACUAGUAUAUUGGGUAAAUUUGGGAUUGGUAGGAAAAACACGCAACCGAAUACUCGACAAUUACUUAGUCCUCCUCGUAGUCCUCCUACUGUGAAUGAAAUGUAA
Melampsora larici-populina 98AG31 is the source of this 864-nucleotide messenger RNA. RefSeq lists its product as uncharacterized. The record is from RefSeq and is a predicted model, not a curated record. The transcript has 3 exons. The coding region runs from base 1 to 864 and encodes 287 amino acids. Gene Ontology annotation, cellular component: cytoplasm. Lineage: Eukaryota; Fungi; Basidiomycota; Pucciniomycetes; Pucciniales; Melampsoraceae.